Molecule: messenger RNA, 1763 nt
Organism: Pocillopora verrucosa
Lineage: Eukaryota; Metazoa; Cnidaria; Anthozoa; Scleractinia; Pocilloporidae
Product: ribosome-binding factor A-like
Biological process (GO): rRNA processing
Source: RefSeq, a predicted model, not a curated record
AAAAGGUUGUAUCAAAAAUGAGAAGGAAUGAGUUGUCUUUGGAGAUCUAGACUAUUGGUUAAUUUUGCGAUAUUCACCUACCCUAGAAUCUUUCUGGAGAACUUCGAGAAUCAUUUUAUUCCUCAAAGGAUAUUUUCCGCUCUCUCCACACCAAAGUAUAAAGACAAAUUUGCGAUUGGAUCAAAGAAGAGAAACACAAAGAAAAAUUCAGGCCAAGGGAGGAAGCUGUCACCGUCAUGGAAACAGAUUGAUGUCUUUGAGUUGGACCCCUUAAAGGGAGAUGAUGCACCAAACAUCCCAGACACUGUCAGACAGCGUGCAGUGUCUGACAUUUUGCUUGGAGUCAUUCAGGAUGUGCUGAAUGGUCCAGAGAUGGAACCUGCUCUGCGUCCUGUCCUGGGAAAUUUCCACGUGGAGAUUACACGGGUUAAAAUGACUCCAAACCUUAGAAGUGCCUCUGUAUUCUGGAGAGUUGCAGAUGAAUUACAAGGCAGUGAACAGAGUGUUCAGAUGUUGUUAAAUGAAAACAGGGACCACAUCAGGAAGCUUCUUCCUGCCUAUUCCACUCGACCUCGCUUUCCCCAAAUGUCUUUUAUCAAAGAUAGAAAAGCUGAAUAUGAAAGAACAGUGGAGCAGCUUAUUCAAGAGGCCAAGCAGGCAGAUGGCUUUAUAAAAGACUCUAGCAAAAUAUCUGAAGAAGUCUGAGUCAUUCAUGAGAUUCAAAAUUGUACAUGGUAUGGAAUCACAGAUAAAGAUUAUUAAAGAAGUUUUGAAAGAGGUGUAAUGAAGUUGGUGGAGAAAUUUCAACCUUUCUGCCACACUAUUUUUCUGCCCAUUUUUGGAGUAGCAAUCUCCCAGGUUUUCUCAGCCUGAUGUGUCUCAAAUGAAUGUUUUACAUGUUAUGAUGGAACUCAGAAAGUCAGAUGUGGCAUAUGUUAACACUUAAGAAACUGGCAAGUUUUGCUUUGUUUCUGAUUUGCAUCUCUCCUUCACAAGAAAAAAAACUGCUCUGGGGUGAAAUUGCUCUUCCUCCUGACACGAGUUGCUCAAGGACAGACCUUACCAUCAGCCACAAAAUUUCUCUCCUCAGGCAGGUGUUGGUGGCACAAACUUUUCAGUUCAACAGGGAGUAAUUCUCCCAUUUAUAAGCUUUAUUAAUGAAGAACACAAUGAAAAAUCUCCAUAGAGGGGUUGUAUGUGAUACUGUGAUUAGGGCCGUGUGGAAGGUGCACAACCCUGCAUACUGCCUCGUAAAAAAAUGAAACAAGGAAGAAGGAAGAGGAAGAACAGCUGUCUUACAAUAAUGAUAUGCUUAUUGACUGAGUCACUGCAGGUUGGAGAGGAAAAUAUUUGGCCUUUGAUCACUCUAGCCUUACUAGGCUGAGCAAAAAGUUGCUAUAUAGAAUGAGAUGCUUAGGUUUUAAUGUCACUAUUGUCAAAUGCAAGGAAUGAGAGGCUAAGAACGAUAUACUGUAAAUAAAGAUAUAACUUUUGAAAUUACAUCAGUGCAACUGUUCAUUUUGCUUCAACUUUUUCAUGUGUUGUAAAAUUUUGCACUUGAUAAUGGUGACAUGUGGCCAGUGAAGUGUUUUGUUUCAGCGAAGCUUUAAGUCUUAAGUGGAAAAAGAGAACGACAAAUUUUCAAGAAAGAAAUGGGAAUGGGAAAAUUUUUCAUAUUUGUAUCCUUACUAUUCAGUCAGUAAGUGUAUACAUUUAUAUCAUUUUCUAUCACUCUGACGAAGGGCUAACGCUCAAAACGUCAG